AUGUGGUUUCAUCACAUCAGCUACCGACCCGAUGACAGAGAGAAGGAGCAGGUGCUCUACGACAAGCAGCAGGCACAGCUUCGUCCGUUCUUGAAGUGGUUCUCGUCCUUCUUCAACAUGGAGCUCAUGCUUCACUUCAGCGUGAUUCCCGAAGCGCAGCCGGAGGAGACCAUCAACGGUCUGCGCCUCCUCCUUCACAACACAACCGAUUGGGAGCUGGGCUGCUUGGACACCUUGGUGAGCCGAACCAAGUCACUCGUCCUCGGCCUCGCGCUCUGGAAAGGCCCGUUCUCUGUCGACCAGUGCAUCGCGGCCAGCAGGAUCGAGGAGGACCACAACAUCGCCGAGUGGGGCGAGUGUGAGGGCGCGCACGACCUGGACAAGGUCGACAUCUACAAGCACGUCGCCGCCGCCACUGCCUUCCUCCGCUCGCUCCCGCCAGAGCAGUCGAGCCUCAAGCAGUGGUAA
Messenger RNA from Acanthamoeba castellanii str. Neff, 468 nucleotides. RefSeq names its product ATP synthase mitochondrial F1 complex assembly factor 2. The record is from RefSeq and is a predicted model, not a curated record. Gene Ontology annotation, cellular component: mitochondrion. The coding region runs from base 1 to 468 and encodes 155 amino acids. Gene Ontology annotation, biological process: mitochondrial proton-transporting ATP synthase complex assembly. NCBI's taxonomy places the organism in Eukaryota, Discosea, Longamoebia, Acanthamoebidae. The transcript has 3 exons.